This is a messenger RNA of Cyanistes caeruleus (blue tit), 885 nucleotides long. RefSeq names its product purpurin. Gene Ontology annotation, molecular function: retinol transmembrane transporter activity; retinoid binding. NCBI's taxonomy places the organism in Eukaryota, Metazoa, Chordata, Aves, Passeriformes, Paridae. The record is from RefSeq and is a predicted model, not a curated record.
CCUGCAGCACAAAGACUGAAGCAGAGGGGUCUCAAGGAUCUCCAACAUCUCUACUCAGCAGAAUGAAAUACGCACAGUAUGUUUUCCUGGCCUCGGUCUUCUACACUGUUGAAUAUAGCCUAGCUCAGACCUGUGCAGUGGAGUCUUUCUCUGUCAAAGACAAUUUUGAUCCAAAAAGGUACGCAGGGAAAUGGUAUGCCCUGGCCAAGAAGGAUCCAGAAGGCCUUUUCCUUCAGGACAACAUCUCUGCUGAAUACACUGUGGAGGAAGAUGGUACAAUGACGGCAUCCUCCAAAGGACGAGUGAAGCUUUUCGGUUUCUGGGUGAUCUGUGCUGACAUGGCUGCUCAGUACACAGUACCUGACCCAACCACUCCAGCAAAAAUGUAUAUGACCUACCAGGGACUGGCCAGCUAUCUCUCCAGUGGUGGGGACAACUACUGGGUGAUUGACACUGACUAUGAUAACUAUGCCAUCACCUACGCCUGCCGCAGCCUGAAGGAGGACGGCUCCUGUGAUGAUGGCUACUCCCUGAUCUUCUCGCGCAACCCCCGUGGCUUGCCCCCAGCCAUCCAACGCAUUGUGCGCCAGAAGCAGGAAGAAAUCUGCAUGUCUGGCCAGUUCCAGCCUGUGCUUCAGUCAGGGGCCUGCUAAAAGUAUGCUUCUGAUCCUAUCCUUAAGCACAGAAACCAGACCUCUUGGUCUUGAAGUUGCCACUCAACUAAUAAUAAUUAAAAAAUCAUAGUAUGGAAUAGUGUGUUUUUCCUGAAAAACACAUGAAAAUAUUGGGGGAUCUUUAAACAGUGUGCAAUAUAAUAGCGAUAUUUGAAUUUUCAAGGAAAUACCUAAUGUGGCAUUUGUCAAUAAAUGUUUUUGAAAAAAGUCA